AUGACAGAACCAACAAGAAAACGUAAUAGAUUAUCAUUACUGUGUAAUUACUGUAAGAGGAGGAAAGUUAAAUGUGAUAGAGGAAGACCUUGCUCAUCAUGUGUUAAAUAUAAUGUGGGAAAUUUAUGUGAAUAUUCACUUUUUAAGUCCGAUGAUGAUACAACUAAAUCAGAUAAACCCGGACUCCAACCAACAUUUGCUGUAAAACAAGUAGAUAAUAAUUCAGGUGUUUUGAAUGAAUUGGAAAUGUUGAAAGUUCGAAUCAAACAAUUGGAAUCGAGUGUUGGAGGAGAGAAAAGUAAUACUGCAAAAGAUCAAGAUCAAGAAAAUGGGUCUCUGGGACCACCAAAUUUAUCUUCGAGUGGUAGAUUUUCAUUCCAAACACCAACAUUAUUUCAACCUGGAGUUCCAAAUACAUCAUAUAAGAACGAUUUCAGUUCUCCUUCGGCAAUUGGACUGACCCCAGCUUUAACUCCGAAUUUUCCUUCAAUUCAAUUACCACCUAUAAAUCCAAUUCCAGAAAUUGAUAAUUCAUAUACCACUUCUAAAUUACCACCAUUCAUAUCGCCAUCACCCAACACAUCCGACAGUUUAUCUGAUUCGAGGUCUUUUGUUUUACCACCUUCAUAUUAUUCUAUUAAUCAGAAAAGAGCUUAUUUAGCUGUUAACCCUUGUGAUAACGACGAUGACAUUGUGAAUUUUUAUAAAGAUUUUGAUCCAUGUUACAUCAAAGAUUUAUCGUUCAGACAAAAUAAUGGAAUUUUCUCCUGGUUAACAUUCAUAAGGAAAGAUUCCGGGUUAACAAGAAUUUGGAAUCAUUUGAUCAAUACCACUAAAGGUGAGAAAGAAAGGAAAUUUAAGGGGACAAGUGGAACUGGUGCAUCAGCAAUGGCUGAGCUGAUAAUAGCUCAAACGAAAGAUGCAAAUGACAUUAAUAACAUAAUUACCACAGAAAAGAUAUUAACGUCUACUUUCAAAGAUAAAAUCUUGGGUAUCAAACCAGAGGAAGAGAACGAAAUGGAGAGUCGUUUUAGAGAGAGAACCAUUAAAAGUAGUGACCCAGCUGAUUUCAAACCUUAUAAAGAAAUGGAUACUCCAGGGUCUGACUCUACAAUUAGCGACAGGAAGUAUGUAAGCCCUACUAAUACCAGCUUACAAACCAGUCCAACAUAUAAUACCUUAUCACUUGGAUUGACAACAGUGGCUAGCAAAAUUAGUCUAGAACUAGAACUUGCAGACAAAAUUAUUCUUUUGUUGCCACCUAAAAAGGUAAUAUGGACUUUGAUCAAUAGAUUUUUCACCACCAUUUAUCCUUUCAUGCCAUUCUUCGAUGAAAUCAGUUUCAAAUUAGAAGUUACUCGAAUUCUAGGUCCCGAAGAUUUGGACGAUACAAAAAUAGCUAGAUUAAAUGUAGAGAAAAGAUUAGAUUUUGCUUACAUUGGAAUUAUGUUAUUGAUGUUAAGGUUCUCUUACUUAGCAUUAUUCUCCAACAAAAGAGAAGUUAAUGAGUUUAAUUUGAAGAAUCCAAGUGCUGACGUCAAAGCUACACAAUUGAGAUAUUUAUUAUCCAACCCAAUUUCUAUCCAAGUAGUUGAAGCAGCACAAAUCUGUCUUAAUCAAUUUGACUUGUUCAGGAAAACAGCUUUCCCUGUUUUACAAUUGAUGUUUACGUUGAGAUUGUAUCACAUUUUUGGACCUGAGGAAGGAGAAUCCACAGAUGGAAUAUCUCAUCAAAUAAAUAAUGGUAUCAUCGUACAGACAGCUAUUAAUAUGGCCAUAAAUAGAGAACCCGAUUUGAUAGAUAGGGAACAUACUAAUGAGAAGUUCAAUAAUAUGAACAGAAAGUUAUGGUUUUUCAUUGUUAACACCGAUUUGAUUCAAGGAUAUCAAAAUGGUGAUCCUUUAGCAAUAGAUCCAAAAUACUUCGAUACAAGAUUACCUUUUUAUAAAAAGGGUAAUGAAAACAUUGCCGAUGUAGAACUUGAGAAACAAAUGAUAUCCACCUUUUCUUACUUUGAAAAAUUUUAUCCCAAAUUGAAGGAAAUCUUGGAUAUCAGUUUGAACGUUAAUAGUGAUACUCCAAUUAAAAAGUUUUGUGACUUGAUAUCUGAUUUUGAAAGAUUCAUUUAUUCAAAUUACGGUAGUCUUGAACAUUAUAUGGUACCUUUCUCCAAAGAAUAUUUCCCUUAUCCUUUUAUGAAAACCAUGAAAUGUAAAACGUUCCUUAAUCUUAAUAAUUUCGUUGUAACUAUUUUCGUACAUUUAUAUUACAUUUUUGAAGCCAAAAAUCAUUUCAAAUUAUCGAUUUAUUAUUUCAAGAAAGUUUUGGUUUUUGGUUGUUUGAAUACUACACCAUAUUUCAUCGAAUUGUUUAGUAGGAAUCAUAUAAAUUUUGGGGAAGGAUCAGAUUUGAUCUUGAACCCAUCAUUUAUUCAAUCCAUUCAUAGAGUCAGUCAAAUCAAUAUCUCCUGUUUGGUCAAAAUUAAUGCUACAGUUCAUUAUUAUAAGAAAUCCCCUGAACACGAAGCCAAUUUAAAAAAUGACAUAUAUCAAGAGAAAUUCCGGAAAUAUUGUCAACUUUCAUUGUCCAUAACCAAAAAUGUCAAAUUUGUGAUUUCAGUGUUAUCAAAAUUGAGUAACAGAUAUUACUAUGCAUGGAGAAUCACCAAAGCUCAUAGAUUCUUACUCAAUUUGGUUAAUGGUAAUGAGUAUUAUGAUAGUACCAAUAAUGAAGAUUUGAUAAGAUUUGUCACUAAUAUCACACCCGAAGACCUCGAUGAGUUAAUAGAGAUUUAUGAUCAAACAGCCCAAGCUAUUGAUGAAAGAAAAUUCAAACUUGAAAAAGAAUUUGCUUCAGAAUCUCACCCAACUCCUCAACCACAGGAUACUGAACGCAACAAAGAUGGGAAAUUGAUGUUUACCUUCCCAGCUAAUAGUCCAUUGAAUGAAGGUAACUUCAAAGGUGAUCCACCAUCGGUACAAAGAAGUCAAACAUCAGAUGAUUUUGAAUCAGUAGAUAUAAAGGAAAUUGAUAAUUUCUGGAGUCAAUUGAAUAAUGAUACUAUUUUCAAUGAAUUGCAAGAUAAUGAUACUUUACAACAACCUAAUUUAACCGAUGAUAUUUUCAAUGCUGUUGAUAAUUAUAUGGAUUUUGUCAACUACUUCAAGAGUUAG
This is a messenger RNA of Yamadazyma jaroonii, 3174 nucleotides long. Lineage: Eukaryota; Fungi; Ascomycota; Pichiomycetes; Serinales; Debaryomycetaceae. The record is from the annotation of a GenBank genome assembly.